UAUCUUUCUCGUCUUCGUCUUAGUCCUCAAACAACGCUGCUCUGCUACCAUACCAAAUUUACAAUCCCAGAUAGAUGGGUAAAAAAGUGGAGGAUGUUGAUAAACGUGUUGAGUGGCUCCAUCACGAGAAGUAUUCUGCUUCUUAUGAUGUUUUUGGAGAGCCACAAAAGACUGCUAGAAUAGGAGAUGAAUACCAGGCGCAAAUCCCAUCUUUGUUGACAGAGAACGAACGUCUGCAACUCAUAGCAUUACCAGUUUGUCAUGAUUUCAAGACUGAUGUUCAAAACCCCUUUGAGUUUGGCCUGUCAAUUCCUGUCAGUUGGGUUCAAAAUCAGCACAAGAAGUUGAAAAAAAGUGUGAAAUCUGCAGAGGGUAAAUCUGGUGUUUUAGGUUCCAGAAAACGCAAUUAUAUGCUUCCCAUUCCAUGUACGUCUAAUGAAACUUGGAGUAAGAAUGAACAUGAUAGUUUUCUUCUGGGAUUGUAUAUAUUUGGCAAGAAUCUUCAUGCUGUAAGCAAAUUUGUUGGGAAUAAAGGAAUGUCAAACGUAGUAUCGUAUUACUAUGGAACAUUUUAUAGAAGCAAAGAACACAAAAAAUGGUCAAUUUAUUGGAAGAAAAGAAUCAGAAAGUAUUUGAUACCUGGAAAAAAGAUCUUCAAAGGGUGGAGGCUGCAGGAGCUUUUGUCUCGCUUACUUCCUAAUGUAUCAGACAAAUGUAAAACUCGUUUGACACAGGUCAGAAUGUUUGAGGAGGGGAAACAGACAUUUGAGAAUUAUGUAUUCGCCUUAAGGGAUAUAGUUGGAAUAAAUCUUCUUGUAGAAUCUGUAGCUGUUGGGAUAGAAAAACGAGACCUUACCAGCAAGAUCAGGAGACGAGUUACAACGAAGAAGUUGUGUGGGACUAAGCAUCUUAAGACAGAAGAACUUGUUAGCAUAUUAAAGGGUCAAAUGGGAUUAAGCAAAGAGGGAUUAACCAAAGCAGGAUUGAAUGAUCUCUUUUGGGAAGCUGUGUGGCCUCGUCUCUUAGCAAGAGGAUGGCACUCUGAACAGCUUAUGAACAACACUUUUGAGAACUCGAGAAAUUGUUUGGUGUUUCUUGCACCUGGUGUAGCAAAGUUUUCCAGAAGGGACUUGGUGAAAGGAAGUCAAUAUUUUGACUCUUUUACUGAAGUCCUGAAUAAAGUUACCUUUGAACCAGAGCUGCUUGAGCAGGAACCUAACCAGGAUGGGGUCGUUGAGCCACAAGCAAAUCAAAGCUCGUGUGAAGGCGUGGUUGAGCCACGAGCAAAGCAAAGCUCGUGUGGUAAUCAAGAUUUCAUCAAGUGCACAAUUGUGGAUACCAGUUUGGCUGGACUUGUUAAAGUAAGGAAACUCACAAAUUUACCUGAUUACAAGCAUGUGGAUAUCCAAGCGUCGUGCAGUGUUUCUGGUAAUACCGAAUAUAACUCUACAGAAGGAUCUCCAAAUGAAGGUGUGAAGCAUAACACUGCUGAAACCCAUGGUGUUGUUGAUUCAUUUGACAGUGAAAUGGUGAAACAUCUGGAUCCACUGGUUUCAAGAACUGAUAAUGAGAAAAAGGAUCUUUCAAACAAUAGCCAACCAAUAAGAAAGUUGAAGGUGAGGCUAAAACCACAAGCAAAACGCCACCGAGUUAGUAAUAUUAGAGAUGAUAACCCGAGUGAUGAAGAUGAAGCUAUGGAAGACCCAUGUUCUAAGAAGAAGCGUCAGGGUUUAGUGAUUGACUUAAACAACCCACGAGUGCCUUUAGUUUCUGAUGUUGAUAACUCAUCACCUUCAACAGAACCGUUGGAUUUCUCUGAAACAACCACCAACCAGGCUAAGUUGCUGAGCCCUGGUGCUAAUGGUCAAAGGCAGGGUACAAGAAACCGUCCAUUAACUUUGAAAGCAUUGGAAGCUCUUGCAAACGGGUUCCUAAACCCAAAGAAGAGAAAAAGUUCAGAGGACAGGACCCCCAGACGUAUUCGUGGUAAACUUGUAUUGAAUUGUGAUCCAAACUACAUUGAAAAUAGAGUGGAUGGAGUCUCCUAAUUUGACAUGACUCAUGAGCAUACCUUGAAGUUUAAACCAAAAAAGCUUUCUAGUAUAAAUUUGGUUAUAGUGAUCGAUUUAUAUUGUUAUAUAUAGAUAUAGAUGAGCCUAUUGAGUGUCCUAGAUAGUGUUUCUUUAUUACAUACAUGAUACAUCAAAUAAAGUUUUCAUACCUUGUAUUUUAA
Molecule: messenger RNA, 2233 nt
Organism: Erigeron canadensis
Lineage: Eukaryota; Viridiplantae; Streptophyta; Magnoliopsida; Asterales; Asteraceae
Exons: 3
Coding region: 75-2048 (657 amino acids)
Cellular component (GO): nucleus
Molecular function (GO): transcription corepressor activity
Source: RefSeq, a predicted model, not a curated record